AUGAUGAACGAAUACCAGUGUCGCAAUUUCCUGGCUGAACAAAUCUUGGAGGAGAUGGGUAAAAAUGUCAUCCAGGGCCGGAUCGGUAAACCAUACGAACCCAGUAAUAUGAGACAGAAGUUGACAAGGCGUUCACAAGACGUGAGGAGCAACUUUAUGUACGACGUUGGAUCGACUAAUUAUCAAGAAUGGUUGGCGAAAGCUGCAGCCCUCAAUGAAGUAUACCAGCAAUACAAUGCAGUUACUGCGAACUCUACCGCGCCUACCCCUACAGACUCAAGUUACUCUACUCAAACAUUUCCUGCCCAAAAUAUACCCUCACAGACGUUUCCUAACCAGAAUUUGCCCGCACAGAAUACUUAUCAACCAGGAUAUUCUACCCCGUACCCCGUACAGAGCGUUGUCCCGUCAAUCAAUAACAGAGAGGGUUACGAAGUGUAUGAGGCUGGACAGGUCUCAGGGUAUGCUGAACAAGAACCAGGAUACCAUGACGUUUCUAAAUACAGCGGAGGCUACGAAUACCACAUGCCCCCACCCCCACCGCCAAUCUACCAUCCACCAUCGGCGCACGGACAUGAGAUAUCAGCACAUGCUCACGACGUGGAAUAUGUUGAGGAGCGUGACAGUCACCACCUCGGUCUUUCUGAUCUUUUUGACAUCUCCUUGACAGGCAUAGCAUUCCUUUCAUUUGGCAUGUUCGUGCUACAAGUGCUUAUGUGUAUUACAAUGACUCAACAACCAACUCAAGUUAUGCAAAUGGUUGACAAUGGCGACGAUACCGUGAACAUGGAAGACGUAUUUCGAAUCAAAAGACAAACCGACAAACAAACAGACUAUGGAACUGGUCGGAUAUUAGAUAAGAUACCGAAUGGUGCAAUGGAAUAUAAAAGCGUCGAUUGGGCCAAUUAUGGCCAAAGAAAACAUAAAAUAGAGCAUGAUGCAAGAACGGAUGGAAUGGAAAUAUCACGUGCCCGAUUAUUGGCAAAGAAAAAUUCUCUCACCGCGACUAACACUUUAGCUCGCUACGCUUUGAUGGCUCUGAAACCUCGAUCAACCACAUGUCUGUACAGAGCCUUAUGUUUGGGUAACAAACGUAUCAGAUAUAUGCACGAUAGCAGCAGAUAUUGGCUACCAGUUUGGCAUGCCGGUGUAGCAUGGACGCGCGGCGGCGCCCUAGGUGCGGUACGUGCCGCGGCCCUCGGCCUGGGCGGGGCCGAUUGCGACACACACUACCCACCCGCCCACUGCCAGUCACCAGUUUAG
Hyposmocoma kahamanoa is the source of this 1263-nucleotide messenger RNA. RefSeq lists its product as uncharacterized. Bases 1 to 1263 code for a protein of 420 amino acids. The transcript has 5 exons. Lineage: Eukaryota; Metazoa; Arthropoda; Insecta; Lepidoptera; Cosmopterigidae. The record is from RefSeq and is a predicted model, not a curated record.